This is a messenger RNA of Enterobius vermicularis (human pinworm), 945 nucleotides long. The record is from the annotation of a GenBank genome assembly. Lineage: Eukaryota; Metazoa; Nematoda; Chromadorea; Rhabditida; Oxyuridae.
AUGCGCAUGUGUUUCAGAGCCUUUAAGAUUUUCCCGUUCAUUCAGCGUUUAACUGAAAGAAAAGAAGAGCUAAUAACGGCCACACGAAGUGUCAUAUCAGAUUUUGCUGCUGAUAACGUUGUUUAUUUGGAGCUCAGGACGACACCGAAGUUUUCAAAAUGGAUGUCCAGGCGGGAGUAUGUGAAGGUUGUUGUUGAUACGAUAGAAGCAAUGAAGCAUGAACUUCCAAACAUAGUCGUGCGCCUAAUCCUCAGCGUUGACAGACGACAAACGGUUGAAGAUGCUCAGGAGACGAUAAAUUUGGCUAAAGAAUAUUGUACGAUAUGUUUUUCAGUUUCCGUGGCUUCACCAGUCAUAGUAGGGGUUGAAUUAAGUGGAGAUCCGACAUUUGACGGCAGAAAAUUUUUACCGUUAUUUGAGGAAGCGGCCAAGUUCGGUUUACCAUUUACGUUGCACCUCGCUGAAGUUCCUGGUUGCCUCGAAGAAAUUGAAGAGUUUUUAUUGGUUAAACCGAACAGAAUUGGUCAUGGAACUUUUAUCAGUCGCAAUCCCGAUAAAGUCAAAGGGGAAAAUUGCACGAAAUUGGUGCUAAGGGAAAGGAUUCCGAUAGAAAUCUGCUUGACUUCUAAUGUCUUAUGUGGUACGACCGAAUCGUAUGCUUCUAGUCACUUUUAUCAUUAUUUUUCAAAGAAGCAUCCAGUAGCACUGUGUACUGAUGACCGAGGGAUUAUGAGUUGCUGUCUGAGUACAGAAUUUCUCAUUGCCGCAAAAACUUUCCAACUUUCUCGUCAGGACUUACUAAACAUCGCAAUGGAUUCUUUCAGUGCUGGUUUUAUUCACAAAACAUUAGGGAGCGGUGAAGAUAUCUGGAAAGUUAUGCAGAACUUUAAAAAGUUUGCGUGUGUUGAGAAUUUAAAAUUAUGCACCUUGGGAACUUUAGAGUAA